UUGAAAUUGAAACGCACUCGUGAGUGGAUGUAAGAACGGCAAAAAAACUUAAAACAAGAAUACAAAACGCACAGUGAAGAAAGAGUGAAAAAAGAAAAAAAAAACGAAACCGUUAAAUAAACAAGGCUGAAUAUAAACUAAACUUAUACAGUACAAAGUCUUUAUACAACACAAUACAUACACAAAUAUACAUAUAUUUAUUACCAAGUGACGUCAAAAGUGUGCGUUAAUUCUCAAGUACAAGUGCCUCAUACAUAUGUGAUUAUAAUUGUUGUGAAAUAUUGUUAUUAAUAUCCAGAGAGAAGAGAGAGUAAAUAAAAGUAAAAGGAGGAGGAGGAGUAUACACUUAUUCACAUACACAUUCAUAUACCUGAACAAAAGUGCAGUGCUUAAAAGAUGUCAACCAAUUUGCAAAUGGCCACACUCGAGGAAAUUCGCCAUGCAGCGGCACGCAUUUGCCGUGACUACCUAACCGGACGUUGGAAAGUAGUGACCCCCGAGUCGUUGAUAGUAAAACGCAUCAGUGGCGGUCUAUCUAACUUUUUAUAUUACGUAAGUCUGCCCGACUUAGAUGACUUCGAUGAACAGCAGCUGCAGGCAAAUGUCAACGUGGCCAAAGACGUCAUAGCCAGCACCACAACUUUGUCUAAGAAUAGCAACAAACUGUAUACACGCGAUGAGGUGGUUGUAGAUGCGUUGGCGGUGGACAGAAAGGAGACCACAUUGGGACAUAAAAAUGCUGCUGCUGCUUCGCCUGUGGUUGAUGAUGAUGACGAUGCGGCGAUUAGCGCCAAGCAGGCACAUAAACGUCAACGUUUCGAUAGCGACAGUGGCGAUUCGAGUUCAUUGAAACGUUUGCACGCCCCCAAGCAAGAGCCGCGUGAGGUUCUACUGCGUAUUUACGGUCAGACACAUGGCGAUCAUGCGCUGGAGAGUAUGAUCACCGAAUCGGUUGUAUUUGCAUUGCUUAGUGAGCGAAAUUUCGGACCUAAAUUGCAUGGCAUAUUUCCUGGUGGACGGAUCGAGCAAUAUAUACCGGCACGUUCUUUGGCCACUACGGAAAUGGGUGAGGCACGCAUAUCAAUGAAAAUUGCCGAGAAAAUGGGUGAAAUUCAUAGCCUAAAUAUACCAAUGUCAAAGGAACCAGAUUGGAUCUGGAAUUGUAUGAACCGUUGGCUGGCCAGCUUGGAUAGCAUAGUGAAGGGAAAAAUUGAAUCGAAACCAAAUUCAAGUGUUUUGCAUAAGCAACGUGACUUAAUGCGGACCAUUGACUAUGUCAAGGAAAUGGCUUGGUUGAGAUCAGUGAUCGAGAAAGGUGUUUAUCCUGUUGUAUUUUGUCACAAUGAUCUGCAAGAGGGUAAUAUAUUAUUGCGUCAGCCAACGGCUGGUCAGGGUGAACGAACGCCGCGAAUUUCGUUAAGUAGUCUGAGAUCCAACUUUGAUGAGACAUUGGGUGAUAGUUUGGAUGGCAAUAGUAAUAUCUCUGAGCCUGAUGUCAACCGGAAAUCGUCACGUGCCUCAUCGCCCUGCGCCGAGUUGGACACAACAGAUGAUUCUGCCCUGGAUGCCAGUUUCACAUUGGAUAAUGAGCCGGAUCUUAUUAUCAUUGAUUUUGAAUAUUGUGCCUAUAAUUAUCGUGGUUUCGAUUUGGCCAAUCAUUUCAUUGAAUGGACCUUUGACUAUACCAAUCCACAAUUCCCAUACUUUCAUCAUUAUAAACAUCAAUAUGCCACUGAACAACAGAGACGUGAUUUUAUUGUCAACUAUUUGAAGAAAUAUCACGAUGAUGAGAAUUACGAGCCAACAGUUGAGGAAUUGGAUCAAGUCGAUGGCGAAAUACAAUUCUUCACCAUGUUUUCUCAUCUAUUUUGGAGUCUGUGGUCGGUGGUAAAUGUGACAUCAGCCAUUGAGUUUGGUUAUUGGGAAUAUGGCGUAGCACGAAUUUUGGAAUAUCAGCAAUUGAAGGCAGCCUAUUUGGCCAAAUGAUUUUGGGAACUGAGAGGGGAAUAUCUAACUAUAUUGGUCAAUCCUUGCACUUAAAUCGAAUCGAUGCGUACUUAAGUGGUCCCGCCCUGCACCGCCCCGCCGCCAAUGCCGCAAAUAUUCGGAACUCUGGCAAAUAUAUAUGUCCCACACAGUCAACAUCAAGAAUAUAAUAACAACUACUUGAAUAUACAAACUAGAAGAAGAAAUCGAACAAGGUUUAUAAUAACUUUCGUUUUUUAUAUAGUAAAAAAAAUGAGAGAUGAGAUAUGAAAAACAAAAAUCAACAAAAAAAAACAAAAAAAGUCAACAAUUAUUGCUGUGAUUAUUGCGUGAGACAGACAUAAUUAAUACCCUAAUACUUAAUAAUAAGAACGAGAGACGCUGAUGCAACAAGAGAAAAAGUUAACAAUUAAGUUAAUUUACUUAUUUAGUUAAAAUUUGUCGGCUCUCAAAACUGAUUUGAUGGAAAAGUAUUACAGGCAAAAACAAAUUCUAUACUAUAAACCCACUCGGCUUUUACAAAUUUUCUAGCAUUUCUUUGACUUACUUAUCUUAUGCACGAUCGGAAAACUUAACAUACUUUCGAAUUUAUUACUUGUUCGAAUUUGUUUCAGUAGUUUCAUAUUCGAACUUUAGUAUUAUUUUCCU
Messenger RNA from Drosophila willistoni, 2634 nucleotides. RefSeq names its product choline/ethanolamine kinase. The transcript has 8 exons. Lineage: Eukaryota; Metazoa; Arthropoda; Insecta; Diptera; Drosophilidae. Gene Ontology annotation, cellular component: cytoplasm. Gene Ontology annotation, molecular function: choline kinase activity; ethanolamine kinase activity. The coding region runs from base 397 to 1986 and encodes 529 amino acids. The record is from RefSeq and is a predicted model, not a curated record. Gene Ontology annotation, biological process: CDP-choline pathway; phosphatidylethanolamine biosynthetic process.